CGGGGGGAGGCGGCGGCGGCGGCGGGGGCUGCUGGAGGCGGAGGCGGAGAGGCGCGGAGAGGCGCGGAGAGGCGCGGGGCCGCCGCCACCGGCGCCCGGAGAUUUGUAAGACUCCAGGGCCUUCAAGCUGUGAUUAAUCCCAUGGUUCCUGAAAUGACUGGGAAAACAGACAUUUUGUGCACCAAUUGAAGAGUGUAUGUCUAUGUAUGUUUAAAACCUUUCUAUACGUACACAGUUACACGAGAAGACAGACUCAUUCUUGUGCAUACUUGAAGAGUUUUACAACUGAUGAAAAUUCAUUUAAGAAUCAGAUGGAGCAACUUGACACCACUGGGCUUGGGAGCCCGGGGAGAGAAAUGCAUCACUGAUGGCCAGUUUUCCGUAUGGUCUUCACGGGUAAAGAAAGUUUGCAAAAAGAAGAAAAAAAAACUUGCACAGAUCAAGCCUCAAAAAUACCUCUUCAGCGUAGAGAAGGAAUUAAGUGAGGAGGAAACUGAGGGAGACGUGUGAUUUCAAGCAUCACAGGUGGGAGCGUGCAGUGUUUUUUGCACUUUAUUUUUCAGUGGGUUUGGUGAUCUGGACAGAUGUUCAAAUUCUGGACUGAAAAGUAACUCCUACUCUGUGGUUAUGACUGGAGGAAAGCAAGUUAGGGUAUGAUGAGACAGAUUUGAAAAAUGAACUAAUUCCUUUGCCUUUUUCGGUUUUUGAGAAAUUUUAAUUUAUUAUUUCCCCUUUCCUUUCCCGUAUCUACAGGAUAAUAGCUUAAGGUAGCAAUUGAAACUGAUAAUUGCAAAAUAAUUGUCAAAGAGCAUCCGAGUAAAGCUUCUUUCCUUGGACUGUACACAUGAUGUUUGGAGACAGUCUCUGAGGUUAACAGGAAAGCGCCCAUCAGCCAAACGUGCUCAGCCUUUAGGGAGAAAGUGGGGAAGAGCCCAUCUCUCGCCCACGUUUUUGCUUUAAGGGAUUCUCUUCCCUGUUGAGUCCAAGAAGAUUUGCAUAUAAGAGGAGGAUUACUUGAUGGACUUAAUUCUGAGAUUAGUUCUUGUUCUUCAAGAUGGAAAAGUUUGUAAUCUUUAGAAGCAGAAAGGGGAGAAGUGACUAGGGGAGGGCGGAAGGAGGCGACAUUCUGCAGCUCAGCUUGGCUCCUGCGUGUCGGCAAGAGGGUUUAGGAUUCCCUGGAGGCAGACACUCAGACUCCUGCGAGAGCUUUAGAACCUUGUGACUCUGCUGAGGGAAGGGGCUUUCUCCCUGGCCCCUAUGGCAUUGCGGGGUGGGUCAGCCUGCAGAGAGGGCCUCCCUGGGGACACAGCCACCUGCUGGGGAGCCAGGCUGGGCUCUGAAGUUGGAGGUUUCUGGUUCUGAACAGCAGGGAAAGAGUCUUUUUUUCUGCCAAAAUUUGGACUGCUGUCUGCACAAACUCUGGUCUGUUUUGCACAGUUUGUGUGCCUUUUUUCCCCUUUAUGCAAUCUUUUUCAGCUUUAGCAGCAGAAAUUUGUCUAGUUCAGAAGACAAGCCAGAGGGUGGCUUCAGAAGGAAGGUGAUUCCCUGUGUUCUGUCUCUGCAUCUGAACUUUUGAAGAGAAAAUUCCAGCUUGAGGGAUUCUUAAAGCCUUAAGUUACUUGAAAUCUAUGUAUUUGCAACCCUUUUGUCUCUGGAAUCACAUUUCACUAAACUGGAAUCUCAGGCUGAAUGCGAAUAACCAAGUUGAGUAAAAAGAAGAACACUCAGUUUCUUUAUCACCACUUGUUAACAAUGCUCUUUCUCCAAAGGGUCAGCCCGCUCUUCCUCUGAGGACUUGAAAAUAAAAAUGGACCCCACUUUUUUUUAAGUAUUGUCUUUUCUUAGCCGACUGCCAUCAUCUUUUAUAGAGGAAUUUUUUCACUAUGCAUUUGGUGGAUCUUUAUAAAAUACUGACCUUCCAAAUAGAACCAGGUCAGUCUUAAUUAAAGGGGGUCAGGGAAACCAACACAAGCCAACCACAGAAAUAAAACAAACAAAUCAAUGAAAGGAAUUGGUUUACAUUUUUCGGCCUUCAGCGUUACUUUUUAAGUCAAACGGUUCUUCAAAAAAAAGUAUGUAUGCAGCGGUGGAACAUGGGCCUGUCCUCUGCAGCGACUCCAACAUCCUCUGCCUGUCCUGGAAGGGGCGCGUCCCCAAGAGUGAGAAGGAGAAGCCGGUGUGCAGGCGGCGCUACUACGAGGAGGGCUGGCUGGCCACGGGCAACGGGCGGGGCGUCGUGGGGGUGACUUUCACCGCCAGCCACUGCCGCCGGGACAGGAACACUCCGCAGAGAAUAAACUUCAACCUGCGCGGCCACAAUAGCGAGGUGGUGCUGGUGAGGUGGAACGAGCCGUACCAGAAGCUGGCCACGUGCGACGCGGACGGUGGGAUAUUUGUGUGGAUUCAGUACGAGGGGCGCUGGUCCGUGGAGCUGGUCAACGACCGAGGGGCGCAGGUGAGUGAUUUCACGUGGAGCCACGAUGGGACUCAAGCGCUUAUUUCGUAUCGAGAUGGGUUUGUCCUGGUUGGUUCUGUCAGUGGACAAAGACACUGGUCAUCUGAGAUCAACUUGGAAAGUCAGAUCACGUGUGGCAUAUGGACUCCUGAUGACCAACAGGUGCUGUUUGGCACGGCCGAUGGGCAGGUGAUCGUCAUGGACUGUCACGGCAGGAUGCUGGCCCACCUCCUCCUGCACGAGUCGGAGGGCAUCCUCAGCAUGUCCUGGAACUACCCUGCCUUCCUGGUGGAGGACAGCAGCGAGAGCGACACCGACUCCGACGACUACUCCCCACCCCAAGACGGCCCAGCAGCGUACCCCAUCCCAGUGCAGAACAUCAAGCCGCUGCUCACCGUCAGCUUCACCUCGGGAGACAUCAGCUUGAUGAACAGCUACGACGACCUGUCUCCCACUGUCAUCCGAUCCGGGCUGAAAGAGGUGGUGGCCCAGUGGUGCACGCAGGGAGACCUCCUGGCAGUCGCUGGUAUGGAACGGCAGACCCAGCUCGGUGACCUUCCCAAUGGCCCUCUUCUGAAGAGUGCCAUGGUCAAGUUCUACAAUGUUCGGGGGGAGCACAUCUUUACCCUGGACACGCUUGUGCAGCGCCCCAUCAUCUCCAUCUGUUGGGGACACCGGGACUCACGGCUGCUCAUGGCAUCAGGACCAGCCCUAUACGUGGUACGUGUGGAGCACCGAGUAUCCAGCCUGCAGCUGCUGUGCCAGCAGGCCAUUGCCAGCGCCCUGCGAGAGGACAAGGACGUCAGCAAGCUGACCCUGCCCCCCCGCCUCUGCUCCUACCUCUCCACUGCCUUCAUCCCCACCAUUAAGCCCCCAAUACCAGACCCCAACAACAUGCGGGACUUUGUCAGCUACCCGUCGGCUGGCAACGAGCGUCUGCACUGCACCAUGAAGCGCACAGAGGACGACCCGGAGGUGGGCGGCCCGUGCUACACGCUCUACCUGGAGUACCUGGGCGGGCUCGUGCCCAUCCUCAAGGGCCGGCGCAUCAGCAAGCUGCGGCCGGAGUUCGUCAUCAUGGACCCGCGGACCGAUGGCAAAUCAGAUGAAAUCUAUGGAAACAGCUUGAUUUCUACCAUGAUUGACAGCUGCAACUGCUCAGACUCCAGUGACAUCGAGCUGAGUGAUGACUGGGCUGCCAAGAAAUCUCCCAAAAUCUCCCGAGCUAGCAAAUCACCCAAACUCCCAAGGAUCAACAUUGAGGCUCGGAAGUCCCCCAAGCUGUCGCGGGCAACUCAGGAGAUAUCCCGGUCCCCUCGCCUGCCGAUGCGCAAGCCGUCCAUCGGCUCGCCCAGCCUGGCGCGGAGGGAGUUUCCCUUUGAAGACAUCACUCAGCACAGCUAUCUUGCUCAGGUCACGUCUAAUAUCUGGGGAACCAAAUUUAAGAUUGUGGGCUUGGCUGCUUUCCUGCCAACCAACCUCGGUGCAGUCAUCUAUAAAACCAGCCUCCUGCACCUCCAGCCGCGGCAGAUGACCAUCUAUCUCCCGGAGGUUCGGAAGAUCUCCAUGGACUACGUUAAUUUACCCGUCUUCAACCCGAACGUUUUCAGUGAAGACGAAGAUGAUUUACCAGUGACAGGAGCAUCUGGUGUGCCUGAGAACAACCCACCUUGUACUGUGAACAUCCCUAUCGCGCCCAUCCACAGCUCGGCUCAAGCUAUGUCUCCCACGCAGAGCAUCGGACUGGUGCAGUCCCUGCUGGCCAACCAGAAUGUGCAGCUGGACGUCCUGACCAAUCAGACCACAGCCGUGGGGACAGCUGAGCACGGAAGUGACAGUGCUGCCCAAUACCCAGUGUCCAACCGCUACUCCAACCCUGGACAGGUGAUCUUUGGAGGUGUGGAGAUGAGCCGCAUCGUCCCGAACCCCCCUCCGCUGUCCCUGCCCCCGCCGACACAGGGGGCCAUCCAGCUGUCCGUGGUGGACCAUGGGGACCGAGACCACGAGCACAUGCAGAAGCCAGCCAAGGCCCUGCGGCCGGUGCCACAGCUGGCCACCGAGGGAGACGCAGUGGUGUUCAGUGCUUCCCAGGAGGUGCAAGUGGCGAAGAUGAACCCCCCACCCCCCUACCCAGGAACCAUCCCCGCCGCCCCCACCACAGCCGCGCCGCCGCCCCCGCUGCCGCCUCCGCAGCCCCCGGUGGACGUGUGCUUGAAGAAGGGCGACUUCUCGCUAUACCCCACUGCGGCGGCGCACUACCAGACGCCCCUGGGCUACGAGCGCAUCACCACCUUCGACAGCAGCGGCAACGUGGAGGAGGUGUGCCGGCCUCGGACGCGGAUGCUCUGCUCCCAGAACACCUACACGCUCCCCGGCCCCGGCAGCUCGGCCACCCUGAGGCUCACCGCCACCGAGAAGAAGGUCCCGCAGCCCUGCACCAGCGCGACCCUUAACCGCCUGACGGUCCCGCGCUACUCCAUCCCCACGGGGGACCCGCCCCCCUACCCCGACCUGGCCGGCCCGUUGCUGCCCGGCCGGGGCGUGGGGCAGAGGCCCGACAGCAGCCUCAUCCACGCCACGCUGCGCAGGAACAACCGCGAGGCGGCGCUCAAGGCGGCCCAGCUGGCCGAGGCCCCGCGGCCGCCGCCGCACCCGCCCAAGCCCAAGGGCGUGGCGCAGUUCCCGGCGCGGCCCCCGCCCGCCGUGUACACCUGCAGCCAGUGCAGCGGCGCGGGCGGGGUUGGGGGCUCGGCGGGGCGGCCCGACCUGGGCGCGGGGGCGCAGCCGACCGCCGGCCUGGCGCACGCGUCCAGCACCUCCCCGCUAACCUCGCAGUCCUCCUACAGCCUCCUGAGCCCGGCCGACGGCGCCCGCGAGCGCGCCGACUACGUCAACUCGGCCUUCACGGAGGACGAGGCCCUGGCCCAGCACUGUCAGGUCGAGAAGCCCCUGAGGCACCCCGCGCUGACCGAAGCGGCGGUGGCCGUAAAACGGCCGCCCCCGUACCAGUGGGACCCCGUGCUCGGGGAGGACGUUUGGGUUCCUCAGGAAAGGACAGCACAGACUUCGGUGCCCAACCCCCUGAAACUGCCCCCUCUGAUGGUUGGUCAGAGCCAGCACCUGGACGUGUCCCGAGUGCCCUUCGUCUCCCCCAAGUCUCCCGCCAGCCCGACUGCCACUUUCCAAACAGGCUAUGGGAUGGGAGUGCCGUAUCCCGGAGGCUAUAACACCACCCCUUUGCCAGGAGUGCAGGCUCCCUGCUCCCCGAAAGAUGCCCUGUCCCCAGCACAGUUUGCACAACAGGAGUCCGCCGUGGUUCUUCAGCCGGCCUACCCGCCCAGCCUCUCCUACUGCGCCUUGCCCCCCAUGUAUCCAGGAAGCAGCGCCUGCUCGAGUUUACAGCUGCCACCUAUCGCCUUGCACCCCUGGAAUUCCUACAGCACGUGCCCGCCCGUGCAGAACCCCCAGGGCACCCUCCCCACCAAGGCACACUUGGUGGUGGAGAAGCCCCUCGUGUCCCCACCGCCCACUGACCUCCAAAGCCACCUGGGUACAGAGGUGAUGGUGGAGACCGCAGACAACUUCCAGGAAGUCCUCUCCCUGACAGAGAGCCCAGUCCCCCAGCGGACAGAGAAGUUUGGGAAGAAGAGUCGGAAGCGGCUGGACAGCCGAGCAGAGGAGGGAAAUGUUCAGGCCAUCACCGAGGGCAAAGUGAAGAAGGAGGCUCGGACUUUGAGUGAUUUUAAUUCCCUGAUCUCCAGCCCCCGUCUGGGGAGAGAGAAGAAGAAAGUGAAGAGUCAGAAAGACCAGCUGAAGUCGAAGAAGUUGAAUAAGACAAACGAGUUCCAGGACAGCUCAGAGAGCGAGCCGGAGCUGUUCAUCAGCGGGGAUGAGCUGAUGAACCAGAGCCAGGGCAGCAGGAAAGGCUGGAAGAGCAAGAGGAGCCUGAGGGCGGCCAGCGAGCUGGAGGAGUUCAAGUGCAGGAAGGCCAGUGAGAAGGAGGACGGGCGGCUGGGCAGUCAGGGCUUCGUGUAUGUCAUGGCCAAUAAGCAGCCGCUCUGGAACGAGGCCACCCAGGUGUACCAGCUGGACUUUGGGGGGCGGGUGACCCAGGAGUCAGCAAAGAACUUCCAGAUUGAGCUGGAGGGACGGCAGGUGAUGCAGUUCGGAAGGAUCGAUGGCAGCGCGUACAUUCUGGACUUCCAGUACCCGUUCUCAGCCGUGCAGGCCUUCGCGGUGGCCCUGGCCAACGUGACGCAGCGCCUCAAGUGAAGAGACCGCCGUCGGGACAAGAAAGAGGCGCAGAGCCUUCCCAGGGAGGUCUGAUCGCAGACGCGGGGGGAGCCCGCACGGCCUGGUCCUGGGGGGCCGGAAGACAAGGGCACAACUGGAACCGUCUGUCAGGCCCGGGCGAGGGCACUGACUCUCCAUUGUUUGUUUGGGUUUUUAUUAUCCUUUAUUGUCUUUAUUCUUUUUUUUUUUUUUUUUUUUUUAAGGAAGCAAAAUACAGGAGAGUGGAAUUUGGAAGCAAAGGGUGCGAGGCACCUGGCGUUGUUUAGGAAGCGUGAUCGCUGGGGGGCCGGGGGCUGCUGGGUGUGCUGUGUCAGCUGCGGGACAGGGGCCCUUCCGAAGGAAGGCAGACUGCCGCAGAGACUGCUUCUUCUAGGCUGGGACUGCGCGUCGUUUGCACUCUCCGCGAUGUCUAGCUUUUAUUAUUCCUCCAACGUCACCACUAGUCUAAAAAAAGAAUUAAAAAAAGAAAGAAAGAAACACAACCAAAAAAUCCUGAACUUACAAGUUCUCUUGGAGGGACAUUUAAUUCAUGCAUACUAUGUUCGUCCUCCAGAGGGGACCUGAUUAAUGAGGGGUAUUUUGGCAAAUGCACUGUGUUUGACUAAGAAAAGUAGGCUUUCUAUGGGGGUGCUAUUACCAGGUGUAAAUACGGUUUGCUCACGAGGACGUAGGGGAAAGGACGACGGGGCAGGAAGGCGCUCCUGCGCGUGCACACGUGGGUGGCUCGCGUAGCAUCGCUUGAAGCAGUACAAGGGCUACGCUCCUCUUCCGAGGAUGUUUACAUUGAAGACUCCGCUAGUUUUGUAAUAUGUCAGAAUUCCAUUGGCUCAGUGAUCAUCCAGUCUGACCAACUUCGAGGGGGAAAGACCCCCGCGUGUGCUGGGGGCGGCGGUUUUCAGCGGCAGGGGUGGGUCACUGGUCACCCCCUGCUGAGAAGCGGUCUUUAGUCCCUCUCCGCUCUCCUUGUUUGAUCUGGGAAACGUGGUAGCAGACGUUACCUUUCCCGUUAGAUAACACCAUUCUACACUUUCUAAAAUUGCUGCAGAUACUAAUUUGAAGGCACUCCUUUUCUCUUUUCGGCUAUAUUAAAAAUCCAGUUGACUAUAAAUGUUUUCCAACAGAUUAGAAGUGUAGGAAAAAAAUGCUAGGCGUUUGCCAGGAUAUGAAAAGACAGAGUUAUAAUCAACUCUUUGACAAGAGCCCCACAAGCUUCUCUACCAAAAAAAGAAAAUUGUUUAUUAACUGUACAGACUGUUUACUGAGGAGACAGACCACUGGGAGAACAUGGUUUAAGUUGUAGUACUUAAUGUAGUUUGUUAACUACUCUUGUUAAUUGCAAAAAUCCGCUGAGAUUAUCUCUUCCCACCUCCCCUUCCUCAGGGGACACGCUGGGCAAUAUUCAGCCCUGAUAACAAGACCCAGUUCGUAGUUUUCCAUUACCAAUUUCUGCGAUGUUAUUUAGGGCAGUGGCACAGGAGCUGUCUGCUGGUUUAGGGCCCUGAAUUUGGGUUUUGUUUAAAAACAAACAAGUAGAAGAUACUGCAGAAAAGUAUUUUCCAAGAAAAAAAAUUUUUUUUAAUCCUCUGUUUUAGUUUAAAAAUUAGAAAAGAAACAGGCCUGGAGCAGGAUGACAUCACUCACCAUUUUCUCCAGAUCCUGAAGAGACACAGGUGAGGUUUUAAAUAUGGUGAAGGACAUCUCCUAGCUAAUACCAGAGUUUCCCAAUUUAUAUUUUGAAAUAUUGAACCUGGUUCUUUGGUGGGUAAAUUUUUCCAUAAAGAAUUUAUCUGUGUAUUCAGAGUUAUAUAAUUCUUUUAUAUGAGUUUCUGUAGCUUAAUAUGAUGUUUCAGUGCUGAUUAUUAGCUGUGCAAUAAUGGUUAGCCUAUUUCUAAAUGAUUUAAAUGCCAUUCCCCUGUUUUAUUGUCCAAGAGUUAAUUAUUUAUCUUGCUUUAAUAGUGUUUGUAGAAAUUAUUUUGUUACUAUGUUCUGGUGAGUUAUGCCCAUUUUAUUAUUUAUUUAGGAAAAUAGUGUGUUUGUAACGACUUAUUUGGUGGCAGGAUAUUUUGCUGCAAGAAAUAAAGAGGAUAUGAUAGAAGGUUUUUUUGCUGGACAAUUUGUAACUUUUUCUAAUUGGGAAAAAUUCCUAUUAAUCUUUUAAAAGUAAUUUUUUUUUGCAUUUUAUGAUCUCAAUUAUAUACAAAGGAGAAUAUUUCUUUGAGAUAACAUAUUCUAAAAUAAUAUUUCCCCUUCUGAAAAUUUUAUUUUUAAUUUAAAGUAAAAGGUGAUAUGAAAUGAGACUUAUGAGAAUGAGAGUAGCAAGGAAAGGAAUUAUUGCUGGUAAGUUUCAGUUUUUAAAGUUCUGAUUGGCUUUUAAGAUAUAAAGACCACAAAAGGGUACAUUAACUUUCUUAGUACGAUCAAACAUAGAGGAAAAUCCUGGGAGUGAAAACUACAAAUACGUGUGAAGAAAAAGUGAGUAUUUGUAGCAAAUAAUUAAACUCACUAAGUUCCUAGCUCAGUCCCCAAAAGACCUUUUCCCCACAUGGGGGCAGAGGCCUCCAUCUUGGGUGUUCUGCAUACACGGGAGUCCACCUCUGAAUGGGAGGCAGCUGCCCAGCUCUGCCGCCAUGGGCUGAAGGAGGAGGUAAUCCCAUGUGCCAGUCGGUCAGAAACAGGUGUCUGCAGCAGUUGUGAUGCAGUGUCUUUUCAGCUAAUGGUGAUUUUUUUCACUUACUGUAAUAAUUGUUUUCAUUCAGUCAGUCUCAAUUCAUUAAAUACCACUAAAGUCAGUACUUUGAGGAGCAGAGUUCUACAUACUUAGCAUUUAUUAAUAUCAGUUUAUGAAUAUUAAGAUACUUUAUUGAACCUCUAAGGUUAAAAACAUUAGCCCAUUGGUCAACUACAUAAAGAAUACAUGCCUUUUUGAGGGAAGCAGUAUAUUAACAAACAUAAAAACCAAUGUUAAAUUUGGUUUAACCUCAUCAAACCAGAGGCACAGCUUUGAGUAUGGUGUACCCAUUGAAUGUAUAUCCUAAGAAAAUCUGGUACCAAGAAAGCAGGAAAAUGUCAGCGCUCUCAUGGCAGUCUAAGCCAAAGCAUCUGCAGUGUUUCUCAUCCAUGGCCGUUGCUUCCUUGCGGAGUAUCCCACAAGGGCACGUGAAAACGUGUGAUCAUAGCAGAAAGUCAGGAGACCCCAGGACUGAGCCGGCUCUGCCACACAGUUGGAGGAUGACCUUGGGCCUCCAUUUGUCCAUCUGUAAAAUGAAAGGCCAGCCUGGACAAUCUUCUAAACACCCGUCAUGCCUCUUGAAUGGCCUGAGGGCCUGAAUUGUAACAGGUUCAUCAUUCCACUUUAUAAACUUGGAUGGUAGGUUUUUAAAACAUUGCCCUUUGUAGAGAAAUAUUUCUUUUCCUAUAUUAAUGAGCUACCUACUGAAUGUAAACCAGUGUUUAAGAUAAUGUCUUUGGAAAGUUCACCUCUAGAAACAGAUGUGUUUGGAAUCAUAUUUGUUCUUAUAAAAUUAUGCAAAAGCACUGAUUCCAGGAAAGACAGAGGAGCCUCCCCAUGAGUGUGGACACGGCACCCUGGAGAGCAGACCUAAAUAAACACCACCACUUGCCCUACAGGCUGUAGAGUGGGUUGAAGAGAGAAUAAAGGCAUCUCUGCCUCGGCUGGCCUGCGUUCCUGAGUGUGCUUUGCAGUGUCCCACUGGCAUAGUGUUCGGAUUUCUUGAGAAGGAACCCACUGUGUCCUCGUGUGGACCAUCUAUCUUUUGGCCAAGUCAGUGGUUGUGAACAAAGUUAGUUGAGACGAAAUGUGUCCAAAAUGCUGUUUGAGUUCCUGGGAUUUUGGAAUAGCACACAACUCAAACUCUUCAACAUUUGUGUAUCUCCUUACCUCUGGCCAAUGAAACUCUGAAGGGUUGUGGUUUCCAUUUCUUUGGCUUUGUGCAAUUUUCUUGUAACUUUUCUUGUACCUAUAUUUUCUCUUUACAAGUUCUUUUACAGGGAAGGGUUCGGGUUCUAAGACCACGUUGUUGAUUGUAGAUAAAAAUUUUUUUCGUGUUGUAGAAAAGCAUGGGUUAUGUGUUUGACUGAAAAAGGCACUGUGUUAUUUACCAAAGGGGUAUCGUUUUUAUGUUUGUUUAUAAAUGCAUUAUUUUGUUACUGUAAAUUUGGACAUAAUUUCUGAGUUUAUUACUACUGGCAUUUUCUUUUUCCUUUUUUUUUUUUCCCAAACUGUAAGUGCGUGACGCAGGUGCACAGGUCCCAGACCAAACCAGACCACCAGCAUGUUCUUGUCCCCGCCUUGGGAGUGGCGUGCUGCUUUGGGCGCCUGAAUUCCUCUCUCACUGGUUUGUUUGUUAGUUUUUUAACUCAGCAUCCUUUGUUUUACUUUCCAAGCAAGAUCUGUUGAGACUUCCGAUUUGCAUUCUAAUGCGCUUACCCUUAUUUGCCUCUCUUCUUAUGUAUUUUGUGUAUUAGAUUGUGCAGGAGGUUUUCUAGAAGGCAUUAGUGGUUUGCAUUCAAAAUGACGUGAUUUGUCCAAAUUAUUUUGUCUUUAUUAUUGAGAUGGACUAAUCUUAUUUUUCCCUUGAUGAUUUGAAGUUGUAAGAGUUGUCCAGCUAUUGCUUAAUAAAAUUUUGCAGUUCAAAAAAAAAUCAAUUACUUGUGUGCAGAAUUCAGACGUGGUCUUGAGUCCGUUAAGAAGAAAUCACCGCUCCCCACUGGCAUGACCCAUUGUCCAGAUGCUUCUCCAGUCCCUGGGUUACUGCCAGCCAUUGCUUGACACCUGAGAUCUUUGUCAUCAUUGCUCUUUCUGAGAGGUCAGAGAUUGUAUUGUCUUCUUGAUGGGUUGGUUUGAGUUUGUGUUUAUUUUUUCCUUGCUUUUUAAAAGAGGAUCCAAUUCAGGAUGCCUCCGUCAUAGCACCCACAAGAUCAGAGAUGCUAAGUACAUUGGCACCUUCUUUGUUAAUCUGUACCAAACUCAAUAAAACCACAUUUUGAGCAGUUCCACUACAA
Messenger RNA from Camelus dromedarius (Arabian camel), 11770 nucleotides. RefSeq names its product TUB like protein 4 (gene TULP4). The record is from RefSeq and is a predicted model, not a curated record. The transcript has 15 exons. Bases 2075 to 6727 code for a protein of 1550 amino acids. Gene Ontology annotation, molecular function: protein binding. NCBI's taxonomy places the organism in Eukaryota, Metazoa, Chordata, Mammalia, Artiodactyla, Camelidae.